UCAUCGCGUUAGCUUCUCUGUUAUGACACGAGAAAGUCACCGGUAAAACGCUACUGUGUCGUCCCGUGCGAGGAGUGUCAAUAUUCGGCCCAGGUAGCUAAACAAAAACACGCUUUAACCAUGUCCAAGGUAGAUCACAUACCACAUUCCUUUACGGUGUCCCGCUGUUUAUUGUCGCGAUAAUCGCUUGUCACGGAUGCUAGCAAGGUUAGCUUAGCAAAGGCGUGCCACUCGCGUCAUCCAUAACCUGACGCUAGCUCAGAAUACGGCAAGCUCUGCGUCACCUUCUCUCCAACUUUUGGUCCUCGUUCUGUUUUAAAAGUGCACUAAUGGCGAGGAGCCUUGGUCCAAUAUGCAAGGCCUUUCAGCGGAUCGGCUCACUCUCAUCGAUACAGUCUCAACUCAGUCCCCCGUCCACCCGCAUCCCAUUCAGGACCAGCUCACGGGGCAUGCUGCAGGGGCCGUCAUCGGCCUUCUUCUCCAGGCCCCGGGACUUCAGCUUGCCAAACUCUUCAUGGGGACCAGAGAUGAUGCGGUUGUACGAGCAAUACAACAGCCAGUGUGAGGAGGAGAUGGAAGGAGGGGAGAAACGGGAAGGGCCCUGGCAGAGACUGCCGAGCUACAAUCGCUUCCUCAAGUAUGCUACAGGUGGAGUUUAUCUUAGUAGGAUGAUCCACAAAAAAGCUCGUCUUUUUACCCGGAACAACAGAGACCAGGGGGCUACAUUUGAGUACGUUUUAUUUUUUAAUAGUGAGGAGGACAAGUGUGUGGGCAUUUUCCAGGCCGGACAUCUACUGGAGGGGCCGCCAGGACAUGUCCACGGGGGGGCGAUAGCCACUAUGAUUGACACUGUGAUAGGGACUCACGCUACCAUAGCAUGUGGACCUGUUUUGACCGCCAACCUCAACAUCAACUACCGCAGGCCCGUCCCGCUGGGAAACACAGUGUUGCUUGAAUCCUCUCUGGAUAAGAAGGAAGGCAAGAAAGUAUUUGUCACAUGCAAGAUGACCAGCGGCGACGGCUCCAAACUGCACACGGACUCAACAGCACUAUUUGUGUCAAUCAAGGUCAGCCAACUUCUAAUGGGAUCGUGACACGAACACACCGGGCUACCACUUCCCUGAACACUGUCCGUAACCUCAGGCCACAGUGGGAGUGUGUGUGUGUGUGUGUGUGUGUGUUGUUGGUUUGGAUUAUUUAUUUUUAAGGUUAUAUUAGAGAUACAUUUGAAUACUUACACACCCACUGCUGGCAAUAUGUUAUCAGUAAGUACUGUACACAUUGAUUAAACACCUUUUACUUUACUGCCUCUGCUUAGUGAUACUAACAGUAUUGACAGUACAUUGCUAAGUAUUGUGAAUUCAAGUACCUUUUUAGACUUUAUUGAUUUUAACUUAUACAUUAUUGGUGGUUUUUAGUGUUGCAUUGAUUGUGAGAUUAUUGCUCAGUGUACUGAUGUGAUCCUCCAAAAAAGCCUUAAUGUUACCAUUUUAAGUAAAGAAUGUGUUUCUUUAGUUUAAAUGUCUGCAAAAUAAUGGUCUUUGAGUUGGAGUCGGACGUGUUGCACUUUUAAACGUUUUCAAGAACAUUUAACUUGUUCCCUAAAGUUACUUGUACAUUUAUGUUCAUAUUUUAGAUCCAUAUUUCUUCCACUGUGUAAAUUUGUCUUGUCUUACUGUCCAAUGUAUGCACCACCCGCCAUGACAAAUUCCUAACAUGCAAGGCAAAUAAAUAGUUCUGAGUCU
Molecule: messenger RNA, 1745 nt
Organism: Pungitius pungitius (ninespine stickleback)
Lineage: Eukaryota; Metazoa; Chordata; Actinopteri; Perciformes; Gasterosteidae
Gene: them4
Product: thioesterase superfamily member 4
Exons: 6
Coding region: 330-1094 (254 amino acids)
Source: RefSeq, a predicted model, not a curated record